This is a messenger RNA of Spirometra erinaceieuropaei, 510 nucleotides long. NCBI's taxonomy places the organism in Eukaryota, Metazoa, Platyhelminthes, Cestoda, Diphyllobothriidea, Diphyllobothriidae. The record is from the annotation of a GenBank genome assembly.
AUGGCAUCCUUUGAUGCCACGUCCCUUUAUCCUUAUAUUCCGUUGGACCAGACAGACGAGACCAUCGAACUACUCCUACGAGGCAAAUACGACGAAACGAAGAAUCGCCCAACACACGCCCAAAUCCUACAACUUCUGCAGUUCUGUCUCAAGACGUACUUUGCGUUCGACGGAACAAUCUACGAACAGGUGAUGGGCACGCCAAUGGGUUCGCCGAUCUCGGAACUCAUAGCCGAUGCGUUCCCACAACGGUUGGAAUCGCAGGUUUUCCAACAACACAGACCGAAAUUCGGGACUGGGUAUGCGACUGAUAACUUCGUCGUCAUUGAACAGGAACACGUGACGGAAUUCAAACAACAUUUCUACGCCAUCUUCCCGGACAUUCAAUUUACGAUGGAGGAGGAGGAAAACAACCAGUUGGCCUUUCUUGAUAUUCUCGUCUACCGUAAAGAUUGCUUUGACCUGAAAACCAAAGUAUUCAGGAAGGUGAAAACGCGACGCAAGUACUGA